ACCAUAUCGGCACUGAGAAGUGAUAACGCCAGAGUGUACACGUGUGGUAUAAAAAUGACCUGUACUAGUUACUGUCAUUUAUUGGAACUAAAACGAAAUAAUUCUGCAUUCAUCAUGAUGUGUUAACGCAGGCACGGUGCAACACCAGAACAAACUGCUGCUGAGUUAGUAAGAGUAGAACCACAUCCGAGAUUUUGCCUGCCAGCUAAGUAGCCCCAGAAUGAGCAGUUUCAAAAUGUUUUGUUCAUUUACAAGUGCCUUUCUGAUAACAUUAAUGUUUACCCUGACCCCUGGUGCAACUAAAAUCAUUCCAGCCAAUGCAUUUUUGGAAGACAUUUUUCGCUUCUACCGUCAAAAUGGGACUAUUUCUACUGAGAAUAUUGAUGCCAUGUUGGAUAAAGUUGGAGCCAGGACACCGUCAGCUAACGGGAACGAGUUGGAAACAUUUCACUUUUCUAAGUGCUUGUCUGUUGAACACAUAUUAUCACUGUAUGGUUUGAAUAACCAUAGUCAGCUAACAUCAGCAAACUUUGAAUAUAUCUGCCCUGCGAUUGUACAGCAAGCUAUCAUUCAGCCAUGUGUUUUCAAAGCAGCUGAGCCAGUACCUCUUAAAUCAGUACCUUACCAAGUCUGGGGGUUUGGAGUCCUAGCUGUAACCAUUAUCAAUCUGGCCUCACUCCUGGGUCUUGCUCUGGUUCCUUUUAUCAAGAAGCCAUACUUCCCAAAAGUGUUGACAUACUUUAUUGGGCUGGCCAUUGGCACUCUUUUCUCAAAUGCUGUUCUGCAGCUUAUUCCAGAGGCCUUUGGAUUUGAUCCUAAAGUGGAUAGUUAUGUUCUUCAAGCAGCUGGCAUAUUUGGAGGAUUCUACAUUCUUUACUUCACAGAAAGGUUGUUACAGAUAGCAUUAAAAACAGAGCACCAGCAUGGACAUAGUCACUACAAUCCUUCAGAUGAAUUGUCAGAUGGUGACACAAUUGGAAUGGAUACCAUCAAGAAUGGAGACCCUGUCGAUGGUGGCACUCAGAUUGUCACUGUAACCAGUUUCAGCAACAGCAGUGAAGGGGACAGUAUUUCUAAUGCUCCUAACACAGUGCAGGACACCCAGUUGUCACAGGGCUACUGUAGCUGGCUUAAAGGCCCAAGGAUUUCUAAUAUAAAAACGGUUGCUUGGAUGAUAACACUGAGUGAUGCCGUCCAUAACUUCAUUGACGGGCUGGCCAUCGGUGCUUCCUUCACAGUGUCAGUGUUCCAGGGGGUGAGCACCUCUGUAGCGAUCGUGUGUGAGGAGUUUCCUCAUGAGCUGGGUGAUUUUGUGAUCCUGUUAAAUGCAGGCAUGAGCAUCCCACAGGCCUUGUUCUUUAACCUCUUGUCCGCCUGCUCCUGCUACAUCGGACUGGUCACGGGGAUUCUUAUAGGCAGCAACUUCUCUCCUAAUAUCAUCUUUGGACUUGCAGGUGGAAUGUUCUUGUACAUUGCUCUGGCAGACAUGUUCCCAGAGAUGAAUGCCAUUCUGAGACCUGAAGAAAAAAACACAAAAAACAAUAUCAUAUUUUUCCUAAUACAGAAUGCUGGCCUGUUAUCUGGGUUCUCUGUUAUCCUGCUAAUCACCGUGUUUGCUGGUGAGAUUAACUUUGGUAAGACUCCUUGAAGGGUUCACGGUGCAUGUCAGUUUCAGAACCAGUUUCAGAAUACAACAUAUUGGUGCUAAAUAUAAUGUGUAAGUGCAGAUAAAUUAAUUGUGGCUAGUUUUGGUAGGACUUGAUUAUAUCUUUGAGAUGGCUAACAAGCCAAGACAAUGACUGUAUUGGUUUAUACAUUUUUUCAUAGUCACAGUAAAGGCAUAAGAACAGGAUAUUUACGGGUUGAUUUGAUCAACCUAGAGCUAUCGCCAAAAGUUUUGCAUCACCCUCUAGAAUGAACUCAUUUUAACUCAAAUGAAACCUGCUGAAUGAUGUUACAUUAACAUACUGAAGUACAUACCACUGCUUAGUAGUUUUCUAUAUACUCAAUGAAAAACUGAUAUAAAUAGAAAAAGUUGACAUUUCGAAAAUUUUACGAAAGUACUGUACUACUAUUAGGGCUUCCUGUAGACUUUUGUGGUAUCAUUUUGUGAUAACGUUCAUAUUGGUUUUUUUUUUUUUUUUUUAAUUAUGUCUCAAUACUAAAAUUCCAGGUGAUGCUAAACUUUUGGUCAUAGCUAUAUACCCUACUCGGAUUUUUUUUGUAUCACACAGGAAUCCUAUUGAAUUGAUUCCACCACUUCUUUUUAUGAGUAAUCCUGGAAUAAUCAGUUUGGUGGCUGAUGCAAUCCAGGGUGAUUCCAUCUGUGACUAAUAUAGGCAGCAUAUUGUCAAUGUUGGAGAGUAACACAUUCAGUGUAAUGCAUUACUGUAAUAUGAUUACAUUUUCCAGUAAUUAAAUGUAGUAACGCAUUACAUUUUAUAUGAAAAAUGACAUUGUUACUUUCAGUUACAUUUAAAAAAAGGACCAUGGCGACUGCAUAAUGGUAAUCACAUGAACACACGUUUUAUAUCACCUUGCUAGAAAAUGUCAUCAGAGAAGGGAAUUAGUGGGUUCGAUAGCUGGAUCUUUAAAGAAUAUUUUGAGAAGCAGCCUUAGCAAACCGAAAAACUAAGAAGUAACUGAAGCUAGUUACAUUUUUCAAGUAAUAAAUGACUGUAACUAGUUACAGGUUUGUUCAAGUAACUUGUAACUUCACCAACACUGGGUAUUGGUUUAUCAAAUCAUUAUUUAUGGAGUUAUGACAUUGCAGUGAAAAAUAGAAAGCUCAGGGACAAUUUUGUUUAUGUAAGCGCAGACAGCAUUGUUUUAAAAUGGGUUGUAAAAUGUCCAAUUCUGAUGUAAUUUAAUAUUUUUGAAGUAGUUCCAUGUUUAAAUAAUGAUGUAUGAAAUGUAUCUGGAACAUUAUUUAAAUUCUGUAUAAUAAUCAUGAAAUGUUUCAUAACUCAUUGUAUAUUCUGACACUAUUUAAAUGUGCAAUUAAAUGUUGAAUACCUUUUAUUGGAAUGUUUCUGUUGUUUCUAAUUAUUAAACUACUGGAGAGGUAGCCACUAAAAUGUAAUAAUUAUAAGAUUCAGUAGCAUUUUCAUGGUUUUUAACCCUCAUCCGCACUUAAUAUCUUAUAAAUAUAUUGCAUAUCACUGCACUGCAUUUAUUAAUAUUGUAUUUUACAGGCGAUACUUAUGUGGGUUAAUCUGAUUCAUCUCUGCCCUGCUGGGAGUUUAUUGCAACAUUUUACACCACAGUGGAAUCACCCUAGAUUUCAACAACCACAUAUCCCUGGUUGUGCCAGGAUUUCCCCUAAAAGUAGGUGCUUGAUGCAAUCCAAGAGGAUUGGUCAGUACUGUAAAAUGCUCGAAUGACUGUAAGUACUUGGAUAUUAGUGAUCCAAGAAAGCUAACAGUCAGUCCAUAAUAAAGUUUAUACUAUAUUUAACUUCCCCCUGGUCUCUGGAAAGCCACACUUCGUAGCAGCCUUCCAAUCUGUCAUGUCAGGAUUAAACUGCUGAGCAAAUAGCGGAAGUAUGCUCAGGCAUUUAAGGAUGACAAGUUAAAGGUGAUUUCCACUAACAACAUAACAGCCAAAAUGCAUUUGAAUAAAUGCACUGUAUCGUGGGUAGAUUUUCCAAACAAAAAGAAAAAUUACUGUAAAUAAAGCAAACACAUAUACAAAACUAGUCAGACAAAUCUAAAGACCUGGUAGAAUUAAGUGCACAAUAUGCAGCACAGAUUAUGAGUUGUUUUUCAUGGGUAUGCACUGCAGCAAAAUAAAGCUUU
This is a messenger RNA of Acipenser ruthenus (sterlet), 3797 nucleotides long. Its product is annotated as metal cation symporter ZIP8-like. Gene Ontology annotation, cellular component: membrane. The record is from RefSeq and is a predicted model, not a curated record. The coding region runs from base 221 to 1648 and encodes 475 amino acids. Gene Ontology annotation, biological process: intracellular zinc ion homeostasis; zinc ion import across plasma membrane. The transcript is spliced from 9 exons. NCBI's taxonomy places the organism in Eukaryota, Metazoa, Chordata, Actinopteri, Acipenseriformes, Acipenseridae. Gene Ontology annotation, molecular function: zinc ion transmembrane transporter activity.